Hemibagrus wyckioides is the source of this 1143-nucleotide messenger RNA. Its product is annotated as serine protease 27-like. The coding region runs from base 46 to 882 and encodes 278 amino acids. The transcript is spliced from 7 exons. Gene Ontology annotation, molecular function: serine-type endopeptidase activity. The record is from RefSeq and is a predicted model, not a curated record. Gene Ontology annotation, biological process: proteolysis. Lineage: Eukaryota; Metazoa; Chordata; Actinopteri; Siluriformes; Bagridae.
AGACUGCUGACUUACACAGACAGAGACAGAGAGCUGAACGCAAAGAUGCUGAGAUUUCAUUACGUGACUGUGGCCCUGGUCUUAUAUUUAAAAGGGUCCCUUUCCCAGCUCAGUGUAUGUGGUCGUCCACCCUUAAACACCCGUGUUGUUGGUGGACAGAAUUCCUCGGCUGGGGCAUGGCCAUGGCAGGUUAGUAUACAGCACCCUGUAUAUAAAGGUCAUUUCUGUGGAGGAUCCCUCAUCAACAAAGACUGGGUUUUGACAGCAGCCCAGUGUUUCUCCAGCACUAACACUUCUGGCCUCACUGUGUAUUUGGGGAAACAGACUAUAAAUGGCUCUAAUCCCAAUCAAAUUGCAAGAGGUGUUAAACAGGUGAUCCUUCACCCCAACUACAACAAUGUAACUUUCAACAAUGACAUUGCCCUUCUGCUUCUGAGCUCCUCCGUCACCUUCACAAACUACAUCAGACCAGUGUGUCUUGCUGCUCAAAGCAGCAAUUUUCCAGCUGGAACCAAUUGCUGGGUCACAGGCUGGGGAAGCAUCGCAUAUGGAGUGAGCUUGCCAUCUCCUGGUGUGCUGCAAGAGGCAACGGUUCCCACUGUCUGUACAUGUCUUUGUGAUUAUCUACUGGGAUUAGGGUCCAUUACCACAAACAUGAUCUGUGCUGGUUAUCUCCAAGGUGGUGUAGACACUUGCCAGGGGGAUUCUGGAGGUCCAAUGGUGACUAAGAAGGGUGCAGUCUGGGUUCAGGCUGGUAUCACUAGCUGGGGUUGGGGCUGUGCUCUGCCCAGAUUACCUGGUGUGUAUACUCUGGUGUCCCAGUACCAGAGCUGGAUAACCAGUGUCAUCCAAGUAAAUCUGCCUGGCUUUGUCACGUACUAAAUCAGUGCGAGGACCAGUGGUUUUUUACUGAGAAAUUUGAUAAACAAAACUUAUAUUUGAGCUUUUGUAAUUAUGAUGAAUAUUGUGAUAAUCAUCAUGCACUUAAAAUUAAAUAUAUUUUGCUUGAGCAGAAACAUUUGACUUCACACAUUGCUACAGUACUACAAAGAUUUUCUUCAAACCAACUACAGCCAAAUGAGGGAUAUGAAUCUGCAGUGUUCAUGAUCAGAGUCUUAAUUUAAACAAGUGGCAAUAAAUAUA